Messenger RNA from Triplophysa rosa, 4508 nucleotides. Its product is annotated as histone deacetylase 9-B. NCBI's taxonomy places the organism in Eukaryota, Metazoa, Chordata, Actinopteri, Cypriniformes, Nemacheilidae. The record is from RefSeq and is a predicted model, not a curated record. Gene Ontology annotation, molecular function: histone deacetylase activity. Gene Ontology annotation, cellular component: histone deacetylase complex. Gene Ontology annotation, biological process: chromatin organization. The transcript is spliced from 11 exons. Bases 931 to 2622 code for a protein of 563 amino acids.
UCUGUGUGCUGUUAAUGGAUGUGCUGAGAGAGACAGGUGAAGAGAUGAAUGCAGGAGUGCUGUCGAGUGAAAACAGAUGAGAAGAUCAAACAGACAGUGAUGGACGGAGAAAGUGUGUGAGAGAGAUAAAAGUGAUGAAAGAGAGAGAGAGAGAGAGAGGAGUAAAGACCAUGGAACUGUCAAGAGCAUAACAUCUAAAGAAAGUACUGUGGUUUGCAUUGGUUUUUUGCACAUUUUUAAGGGAAAUAAGCACCCACACAUGUGAAAAAUAAUGAUGUACUGUUUCAAUUGUAAAGUCAAUUUUCAAGGAUACAUCACAGCAAUAUGUGUUUAAUGGAAUUUAUUUAUUUUUAAAAGAGAGAAAUUAUUUAUUACAAUGACAAUUAUUUUUUUGCACGAGACUGUAAUUUAAUCUCCUAAAAUCUAAGGUGGACUUCAUUUACUUUAUGAAACAAAAUGUCUUUUUUAUUCCGUCCGAUGCAUUUCUGUGAGAUUCCCUCGGGGAGAGAGAGCGAGCGAGAGAAAUGAAAGAGACAGUGAGCACUCAGGGGAAAGAUGAAGGCAGACAGCUGUGUUUUGGUGUUGCUAUUUUCAGCCUCUGGCCGCUGCGCUGCUCCCCUGGUCUGGCCCGGCCUAUUUCUGUCCUGGGCUGGUCCUGCUGCUAUUCCUGGCACCUGAGAGAGCGAGAGAGAGAGAGCGCGCGGUUAUGAAGAGAAACAGAGAGAGAACGUGUAAGACAGAGCGAGACAGAGAUGGAAAGCCAGUGAGAGAGCUGAUGUUGUCACCUGUAAUGCUUCCUGAGCUUUCUUGUUUAUUCGUCUGACGAGACUCGAGGGACAGCUGAAGAAAAGCCCGAGGAAAACAAGAGGAGGUCUGGAAAAAGCGUUGUGGCGUGGAGAAGCGUCUCUGUUGUGAGGUCAAGUACAAGUUAUGCUGCAGACCAUUUACGAGGUGGACUCGAGCAUCACUGCUGAGUGGAGGAGGAGAAUUUCAGACGCACACGGCGCUGCCAGUGAAUCAGGUUCAGAGGUGUUGCCCGUGGUGGACAGGUCUGGGGUCAGUAUGUUAGACUGGGACCGUGAUUCGGAUGAAUGGGAGAAGCAGUUACAGCGCGAGCUGCUGCUGAUCCAGAGACAGCAACAGAUCCAGAAACAGCUCCUCGUCUCUGAGUUCCAGAAACAGCACCAGAUUCUGUUGAGACAGCACCAGGCGCAGCUCGAGGAACACGUCAAGCUCCAGCAGGCUCUGUUAACCCUUCGGCAGCAGCAGGAGGUGUUCGCCGAGGAGCAUCGGCUCGUUGCUGAGGAGGAGAGAGAGGAGGCGCGAGAUGAGGAGAAGGAGGUUCACAGGAGAGAAACGCAGAAACAGCAUCACAGGAGGAAGGAGAGAUCUAAAGAGAGUUCAACGGCGAGCACUGAAGUACGACAGAAACUGCACAACUUUCUGAUGAGUAAAUCAGCCAAAGAUCCGUCAGUGUCCAGCGCUGGUUUCCCCCUCAGUGGCUCGAAACUCUGGUACAGCUCUGCCCACCCGGGUCCUGCAGAACAGAGAUCCCCACCGCAAGGAGAAACCCCUCCCACCUUCAAAUACCCCCUGACCUCCAGCCUGGACUACAGAGAGGACUUCCCUCUCAGGAAGACUGCAUCCGAGCCCAAUCUGAAGGUGAGGUCCAGACUCAAGCAGAAGGUUUCUGAGAGGAGAAGCGCUCCCAUGCGCCGGAGAGACGGCAGCGUGCUUGUCACACCGCUGAAGAAACGAGGUCUAGAACUGACGGAUUCCUCAGCCAAUGACAGCUCUGCAGGUUCUGGACCCAGCUCACCUAUUGGCUCGUGCAACAAUGAGAACGGAGCCUUGUAUCGAUCCACGGCUCAAAUCCAGCGAUGUCUGUCUCAGGGGGCCGUCCUGCAAACGGAUGGAUCCGUGUCCCUGCUGAAUUUAUACACGUCUCCCUCUCUACCAAACCUCACGCUGGGUCUUCAUCCGGCCCACGCGCACAUCUGUACGGGUACGGCGCUGAAGGAUCGGACCGUGGAAGGACUCGCGUUACCUGCCCCGCUGGAGUCUAAAGCGAGCAACGGCCAGCAGGCGCUUCUACAACACCUGCUGCUGAAAGAGCAGAGACAGCAGAGGAUGAUGUCACCUGUCACAGGCAGUGUUCCUGCUCUCUCUCCGUCUCCUCUGGUGAUGAAAGAUCGCUCUCGCUCCAGGUUACCGCGUCACCGGCCGCUGAACAGAACGCAGUCGGCACCGCUCCCUCAGAGCACACUGGCCCAGCUGGUACUCCAACAACAGCAUCACAACUUUGUGGAAAAGCAGAAGCAACUCCACCAGCAGGUCCAUAUCAGUCAGGUUCUGUCUCAGUCUAUAGAGCAGCUGAGGAACGCCAGCACUCAUCUGGAGGAGGAAGAUGAGGAGGGCUCUUCAUCAGAGGUGACGUUUCCUCCUGCUGGAGUGAUCCGGAGCAACACUUUACACAACACGGGAGUGAUGAGACUGAAACAAGAGCCGCAGGAGACAGAGAGAGAGAGCGGCCAGCAGCGAGAGAGAGAGACAGGUGAAGAACAGGAGAGACGGAGCGAUGCUGAACGCCGGCUGCAAAAUAUGACGGAAACUGAUGUUUGAGAGACAAAGAGAGAGGAAGUUAUGAAACAUGUCGAAAAUCAGGUCACAUUUCACCUCAAUUGAGUACUAGGAUUAGGAUGAUUAACAGGUUUGUUAUUAUUACAAUAUUUUCAUCGCAAUUCAGCACAUUUCCCUCAAUAUUCCUUGAUUCACAGAAAUCUCGUUUUCAUUGUAAUGUGAAGAAAUAAAAGAAAUAUUAUAGUUAAAAAGUAUUUCUGCACCAUGUUAGUGUUUGGUGUACUAAUGAAUACUUUUGUGUACAACAUUUCUGUAUGCAAUUAUUAAAAUGUCAAUAAAUUCAUUCAAUAGGGCCUAAAUCAGUACAACAAAUAGCACCACAUUGUUCUUAAAUCCGUUUUUUUUUUGUCAUUUCUCUAGUUUUGAUGUGAAAUGUGACCCUGGCAGUUACACAAAGAGAAAAAGAGGGAAUAUAAAAAGUUGAAAACGUGUCGCUAAAAGGUUUCUGCAGGUAUGUGGGGUUUAAACGCACCUGUGCUGAACUCUUCGUCAUCAUCCUCACUGAAACUUCAUCUUCAAUCGCUCAGACCCUGUUAGUGUGACACUGUACGUGACCUCUGACCUCUGCCGGCCUCUGAUCUUCCUUCUCUGCUUGUUGUUGUUGUGUGUGAAGCUAAAUAAAGAGCAGCGAUGACCGCUGAGCUUCAUUUACCCCCCACAUUAUAACCAAACAGUAGCAGGAUCUAGGUGUGAAGGGUCGUCUGUCUGCACCACACCGCUCUCAGAAUCACUGUGCUGUUAGACUGACGUCUGUGGGAUUUUGAAUGUUUGAUACGAGAGAUAUUUCUGUCAAUCAUGUCAACGUCAAUGUGACGUGAGGCGAAAAUUGUCCAAACAUCGUCCUGACUGAUAGUAUUUGCAUCCGAGUUUCUAACCAGAAUACAAUAUUUAAGCUAUGCAGAGCAACAUUUUGGACCAAUGAGAUUUUACCAUAAAGCAAGAAAUUGACAAAAUGUCAUUUAUUUCUUGUCACAGUCUGGUUAGGAUAAAAAAGAGAUUUAUCAUCUGAUCACAUCGGGACUUUGGAUGUGCAUUUGUGAAAUUUGCUUUCGUUUGAAGCACAGGAAAUAUUCACAGAGAUGUAUAAAUCGAUUGCUUCGCCCCUGCUAUUUUUCCAUGUUGAUUUACAUGAAGAGUCUGUUCUUGGACAGUUUUUUUGUGUCUUAUUUUCUUGUCUCACAUGAAAAUAAUACUGAAGUAUUCUUUAGUGUUUACUAUAGUAAAUUGUAGUGUACUGUAAUAUAUUAUAGUAUACUGUAUACAGUACUUACUACACUUUGUUAAUGUAUACUUCAGUAUUCUGCAGUAAAUACGGUGAAUUGAUGCUGUAGUAUACUUUAAGAUUUCCUACACUAAGGUUUAGAAACAUUAUAGUAUCUAGGAUUUUUUUUACCAAAGUUUACUAGAGUAAAUACUGAAGUAUACUACAGUGUUUAGGUUAUUUGGUUUUGACGUUUCUUUAACCAAAUUGAAAUAAAGGGAGUAAAGAGGCCACGACCACACAGCCUUGUGUCCUUUAACAAAAUAAAAAAUCGAAAGGAAAGAAUGCAAAAGAUGUAUCAAAUUUUGUGAAUGUAAAUCUCAUUUUGUGAUCACACACUGUGUUAAACUCAUUUCACACGGUCACGGCCGGAUGAGGAAUUGUUCGGUUAACAAAUCACACCAAAUAAAUCAAUGAUUGACAUUUUCACCAUCACGUGGUCGUGUACGUACAGCAGCCCUGUUUUCACUUCAGCGGUAUGUAAAUAGAGUUUAAUUAUUCGCUGUUGCUGUAGAGAUUGAAACAAUAAUUGCAUGAAAUGUCCUGGGUCAAAGGUCAUGUUUAUGUUUAUGUUGACAUUAUAGUUUUCAAAUAAAAGUGGUUUCUC